GGUGAGACCACAGAUUUUGAGUUGUUGAAGCAUCAGCUGUCAGAUCCAGACAUAAAGGAUGCCCAGAUCCUUAAUUGGCUGCAUGAAUUUCGAGCUUCUGUUGCAUAUUUGACCAAAGAGCUUGAGCAACUGGUCAGCAUUUUGCUGAAGCUGCCAUGGUUGAGAAGAAGCCGGGAGGUAGUGGAAGAGUAUCUGGGGUUUCUUGGCAAUCUAGUGUCAGCACAAACUGUCCAUCUUAGGCCAUGCCUCCGGAUGAUUGUAUCACAGUUUGUCCCCCCUCGAAUAACCAUCAGAGAAGAUGAUGUGGAUAUUUCAGAUUCUGAUGAUGAUGAUGAAAACCUUUCUGAAAACUUUAAUACAUGCCAUAGAGCAUUGCAAACCGUUGCAAGAUACGUUCCUUCGACACCACAGUUUCUCAUGCCGAUACUUGUGGAAAACUUUCCUUUCAUUAAUAAAUCGGAAAGGACUCUGGAAUGUUAUGUUCAUAACCUGCUACGAGUUACAGUGUACCUUCCAACUCUGAGGCUUCAAAUUCUGGAGCUUAUUAUUGAAAAGCUGUUAAAGUUGGACGUUAGUACUCCACAGCAAGAUAUUGAAGACGCUGAAGAAACUGCUAAUAACUCUGAUAGUGAGGAAAAAUCUACAGAGGAGGGACUUUUUGACAUGGAGGAAGAUGAAGAAAGAAAAGGAAACAAAGUUGUCUCUUCCAGUAGUGAGAGAAUGGCCCAUCCACUUGCAGAGCGCCUUGAUAUUUUGAUGACCAUCCUGUUUUCCUAUAUUAAAGAUGUUUGCCACGUGAAUGGCAAGCUUGAUAUCAACAACACAAAGGAUUUGUAUCGGGAUCUGGUUUCUGUUUUUGACAAGCUCAUUUUACCAACCCAUGCUUCAUGUCAUGUACAGUAUUUCAUGUUCUACAUCUGUAGCUUUAAAUUG
Pelecanus crispus (Dalmatian pelican) is the source of this 933-nucleotide messenger RNA. The record is from RefSeq and is a predicted model, not a curated record. NCBI's taxonomy places the organism in Eukaryota, Metazoa, Chordata, Aves, Pelecaniformes, Pelecanidae.